AUGGUGACAUCAACUGAUUUACGCAAUGGAUUUCUUGGUGCAUAUCAAGGUAUAUACUUUUGUGCAUAUCAUAACGGGCAGUUAUUCUUUGAAAAAUAUUUCCAAUCUGGUUCUUCACUUGUUUAUUUAUGUGCUGCUGGAAUUGGAAGUAUAACCGCUUCUUCUUUAACCAAUCCUAUUUGGUUUGUAAAAACAAGACUUCAAUUAGAUUCACGACCAGGUCAUACACCUAUUACAGUUUCACAAGUGAUACGUAACACUUGGAAACGUGAUGGAUUUCGUGGUUUCUAUCGAUGGUCUUUGAAUUUUGUUGUCUAUGAAAAUUUUAAAUCGGAACUACUUUGGCGAGAGCAUAAACGUAAACUAACAACAUUGAAUGAUGAUUCUAUUCCAAUGUCGGCAAAAUCUAUUUCUAUCAAUGAUGAUGAUAAUUAUAUGCCACAAAAAGCAUCGGAUUUUCGUGGUUCAAGUGGUGGCAGUAAAUUAUCUGCUUCAAAAGAUAUGAUUUUGUGUAUGAUUGCUAGUGCUUGUUCAAAAGCAAUUGCUAUUACAGCUCUUUAUCCUCAUGAAGUAGCUCGAACACGUUUACGUGAAGAAACUGGUCAGUAUAAAGGAUUUUUUCGUACACUUCAUUCAGUUGGCAAAGAAGAAGGUUUAAGUGGUCUAUAUCGUGGCAUGGCAACACAUUAUAUUCGUCAAGUACCUAAUUCAUGUAUUAUGAUUGGAACUUAUGAAUUUGUUGUCUUUCUACUACAAUCUUGGGAUUUAACUAAAGAUACCAAAGUAUUGUAG
Molecule: messenger RNA, 792 nt
Organism: Schistosoma turkestanicum
Lineage: Eukaryota; Metazoa; Platyhelminthes; Trematoda; Strigeidida; Schistosomatidae
Source: the annotation of a GenBank genome assembly